This is a messenger RNA of Sphaeramia orbicularis (orbiculate cardinalfish), 3646 nucleotides long. RefSeq names its product epsin 3b (gene epn3b). Gene Ontology annotation, cellular component: clathrin vesicle coat; plasma membrane; endosome. Gene Ontology annotation, biological process: endocytosis. The record is from RefSeq and is a predicted model, not a curated record. The coding region runs from base 477 to 2279 and encodes 600 amino acids. Lineage: Eukaryota; Metazoa; Chordata; Actinopteri; Kurtiformes; Apogonidae. The transcript is spliced from 12 exons. Gene Ontology annotation, molecular function: phospholipid binding; clathrin binding.
GUGUUAUGGGGGUGCCUGAGUGAGAGAGGGAGAGCGAGUGAGCUGGUGUGCUGCUCUCACUGCUCUGGCUUAUCCUUGUCCUAUGCGGAUAUCACCGCUGACUGCCUGCCCGAGUGGCGCGCGUCAUCCAGGAUAGGCCAGGAUCUCAUCUGUGUCAUUCCCACUCAAGGACUCCUGAAAGAACAGGCGCACCUCGUCUCCAUCCUCGCUGUGUAGUUGCGGUGGGAUAAUCGUGGUUGCCCUGCUUAGCCGAUCCCAGAGGAGGGGGCUAUUAUCGACGGUGAGGACAGAGGCAGAGGAUGCUCAGUGGACGAAGCGAGAGAUGAGCGAUGGGAAAGGGGCGUCUGAUAACACCCGACAGAGAAGAGGAGCCUGCAUUGCCGUAACUUCCUCGCUCCUCCUUUGACGUCCUCUCUUCACCUACUGAGUAUUUGUUGUUGUGUUUUGUCCCUCCACCGUCUUCAUCACCUGUCACCAUGACAACCUCAGCUUUGCGCCGGCAAGUGAAGAAUAUUGUCCACAAUUAUUCAGAAGCAGAGAUCAAGGUUCGCGAGGCCACGUCAAACGACCCAUGGGGCCCUUCCUCGUCUCUCAUGUCAGAAAUUGCUGACUUGACCUUUAAUGUUGUAGCAUUUGCUGAGGUCAUGGGCAUGGUGUGGAAACGCCUCAAUGACAGCGGCAAAAACUGGAGACACGUGUACAAGGCUCUAACUCUGCUGGAUUACCUGCUGAAGACAGGAUCUGAAAGAGUGGCACAACAGUGCCGUGAGAAUGCAUUCACCAUUCAGACCCUUCGUGACUUCCAGUAUGUGGACCGCGAUGGCAGGGACCAGGGGGCCAAUGUGAGAGAAAAGGCACGACAACUGGUGUGUCUCCUCCGAGAUGAGGAGCGCCUCCGUCAGGAGAGGAGCCAAGCCCUAAAGACGAAGGAGCGAAUGGCAGGGGGAGGCAGCGGAGGAGGUGGGGGUGUGUACGGAGGCAUUCCCCCAUCUUACCACCCAGGAAGGCGAACCAGCCAGCCCAGCAUGGCCGUGCUGUACGGGGAGGAGUUCAGCCGCUCUAGAGGCUCCCCAUCCUCCUUUAACUCCUCGUCGUCGUCUCCUCGUGCUGCCUCAGACUUGGAGCAGGCUCGACCUCAGACCAGUGGGGAGGAAGAGCUGCAGCUCCAGCUGGCCUUAGCCAUGAGCAGGGAAGAGAGUCAAAAGGAGCAGCGUUGUCGCCAAGGAGACGAGUCUCUGUUACAAAAAGCCCUGGAUGAGAGCAGGAGAGAGAGCCAGUCAGGGACACAGGAGUCAGCUAUGCUGGACCUGGUGGACAUAUUUGGCUGCUCAUCUGAGGCCCCUCCUCCUCCCAGUGACCCCUGGAACUCGUCUCAACCGGCUGGUGACAUUAACUCUGACCCAUGGGACUCUGUAGCAGUUCACUCUAGCACUCCAGUGGUUGGUAGUCCUUGGACGGCCCCGCCCUCCUCACAUCCAAACACAUCCAACCCUUGGGCUCCGUGUGCCGACUCUUGCACAGACCCCUGGGAAGCAGCGCCCGCCUCCUCCAGUCCUGUCAAUCACGUGUGGGACAGCCCAACUGAUGGAGGAGAUAACGGGACAGACCCCUUCACUGCACAGGAAGAAGAGAAGCCAAAGCAGGAGUUUCCUCAAGUUAACUCCCCCCCACCUGCCAGUCCUACAGAUGCAGAGCUGUUCAGGGUAAAGGUCGACUCUGACCCUUUUGCUGGAACUGAUUCCAUGCCUGACCCCUUCAGAUCAGACCCUCCAGUAAAACCUCAACUAAACGGGCGAGAGUCCGCCAGCCCAGAAAUGUUUGGCCUUUCCCGGCUAGCACCCCCGCUCAGCGCCCCCCCUACGCGAGUGUGUCGGACCCCAGAGGCCUUCCUCGGACCUACAGGGGCCUCACUGGUCAACCUGGACGCCCUGAUACCCCCCAACCCGCCCAACAAGACACACAACAACCCCUUCCUCUCAGGUCUGAGCGCUCCGUCUCCCACCAACCCAUUCCACUGUGAUCAGCCUCGCCUUACCCUCAACCAGAUGCGGCCAUCGUCCACCUCACCACUGCCCCCCCACAUGCUCUCCUACAGCCCUUCACUACCCCUCCCUCUGGCCCACCAGCUGCCCGUCCUCCCCUCGUCUUUCACACAACCUCCUGCUGGAAUCCUGGACCUCCCCUCCAACCUCCCACAGCCCCUGCUGCCCCUAUCCCCUCGUCAGGCAUCCCGUACCCACACACAGGCACAGACACACAGCCACAACCCUUUCCUCUGAAACCCCCCUGACCUGCACAUGGACAGGACUGAUUGGACACUUUUUUUUUUUUUUUUUUCGGAUAAACAUCUGUCGACUCCAGACUACAAUGAAACUGGUGUAAAUGAACCCCUACAGAUCCUGGUCUGAUGUCAUUGCGCAUACUUAAAGUGGAAAACAAAUUGGACCGGUUGUAUGUAUUUGUGUCUGUCCAAAGACACAUCAGCUGCUAUUAAACCUGAACUCUUGAAGAAAAACAACUUUACGCACACACACACACACACACACAUGCUCAAACACUCACUCAGGUGCACUUAGACACAAAUAUUAUGCACAGACGUUCACGCACACAUGCCCGUGCUCACAUCAUGCACAGACGUACGCCGCCACACUGACAGGGUCUCUUCGAUGCCUUUUCCCGUCUGAACCACGUCUGACCGCAGAGACACAAGUGUUCCUCAUGACUGGGAUGAAGCCACACCGUUUGAUUGUCCACCGGGAUUAACCAGGAUCCUUUCCAUUGCUGCUUCACCGACAAAAGCAUGAAUGCGUCCCACCCCCGAGACUCCAAACACACUCUGCAGAGCACCUGAGAUGAGUUCCUCAGAUAAAUCCUCUUUUUUUCAGAUGAGUCAAAUAGUAUCUUGAGCUUUCUUGGCACAGUCGAAUCACUACAGAUCCAGUCCAAGUGUGAGCAUUAAAGUAUGAUUCAAGAAAGCAUCCAGCACUGUUCAAGAACUAAUUGACUCAGGUAGUCCUUUCUAUAUAGAGUAUAUACAUGAUAUUACCUAUUUUGCAUUGCCUUGGAACCUUUGCAAGCUCAACAGCACAUCUGAUCCUGUUAGAUACGUUGUCUGUCCCUUUCAGGCAAACCCACAACAUGACCUAGGAUCUAAGAUACUGUCUCAAUUUGAACCUAAACUGAUCACUGAUUGUACCCUAUCAGACCCGUGUGCCUGUCUCUACAGCUGACCCACAAUGCAUUCCUGGAAGGUUCUUGUUGACGCCGCGAAGGAGGAUCUCAGGGAGACCGCUCUGUCCCUCCUCCAAUGAGGUUUAACCAUAAUGGGAAAAAGGCAAUCAUCUACAAAACAGGGAGAUCACUUAAUUUAAUUCAGAUGUGGGCAUCAGAGAACGGACAAAAGAGAGAUUAUUAGAAAUAACAUGAAAAGUUUCAAAAGUGAUGAAGUGAGCAGCAGCUUAUCUCUGCUUCACGAUCACUUCUGUGUCAUGACAAGAUGUUUGGUCAUCGCUGCACUGAACCUGGACUUGAAUGUGAAAUGCCUGCCUAUAGAUACACAGGCUUAGUACAUAUGUAUUUAACAGAAGGAGACCUAUACAGUAUUAUGAAAUAUUAUACCAAUAAAUGAAUGGUGUUUGCUUUAUCA